AUGGCACAAUUCUCCUACGUCAAUCUCGUGUGGCUCUAUAUCGCUGUCACGUUAAUCUACAUAUCAUACAAGGUACGUCCACUCAUGGGUACUCAGGUCUCUGGUCUCACAUUCAUAGNNGUUGUGCACAAAGCCUUUUUCACUCCACUUCGUGGCGUACCAGGACCAUGGCAUGCUUCCUUGGUAAAUUGGCGCUUGAAGAUAGCAGUCCUCGGCGGUGCACGAGCAGACUACAUCCACGCACUCCACCAAAAGUACGGUCCAAUCGUACGCAUCGCACCCAACGAAGUUGCCAUCAACGACCCGGCCAGUUUCAAAGACAUUCACAAGAUCGGCUCUGGAUUCCUCAAGACCGAUUGGUACGAGUAUCUGAACACCAAUGGUGUGGGCAAGUGUCCCGGCAUCUUCAACAUGACCAAUCCGAAAGAGCAUGCUGCCAGGAGGAAGUUGUUGGCUAAAGGAUUCAGCCAGCGUCAUCUACGUGAGCAGUGGGAACAUGUUGUUCAUGAGAAGGUUGACCUCGCUGUUGCUCGCAUCAAAGCCAAUGCCACUUCUGGAACGGCAGAUGUUCUCAGGUGGUGGACGUAUCUCGCUACUGAUGUCUCUGCUCACCUGAUGUUUGGCGAGUCUUUCCACAUGCUCGAAAGCGGCGAAAGAGUGCCUUACAUUGUAGCUCUGGAAAAAGCUACCAUAUGCUCUGCGAUUAGCUGGGAGCUACCUCUGGUAUAUUGGAUAGGACGCGGGUUGCCUUUCGCUGCCAUGAGAAACAUCUUCUACGCCAACAAUGUUUUACUCGAGCAAGGCCGUCUAGCAGUCAGAAACAGCAAAGCUCAGGAAUUUGGCACGUCAAACAUCUUCGCCACUGCCGUCAGUGAGGCCGAGAUGGGUGAUGGUGCGCUGACCGACGAAGACAUCCAGACAGAGGCCGGCAACUUGAUUGUCGCUGGUUCAGACACUACAGGCAUCACGCUUACAUAUCUCACAUGGUGUGUGCUAAAACAACCCGCACUACAACAAGCCCUGGAGGGGGAAGUCAACUCAGCCGAUAGCCAACUCACUGACACCGCUCUCGAGCAACUGCCAAUCCUCAAUGCUGUGAUUGAAGAAACACUCCGUCUUUACGGCGCCGCACCAGCAACCCUCCCGCGUCUAACCCCCAAAGGCGGCGCAACCUUUGGUGGCCACUUCAUCCCCGCCAACACCGUCGUGGGUACUCAAUCCUAUUCCCUACACAGAGACCCACAACUUUUCCCCAACCCAGACAAAUUCGAUCACACACGUUGGCUAGAGCCAAACAAACUCUCUCCCUUGGCCAAAGCGACAUUCUCGCCCUUCGGCGCUGGAUCCAGGGUGUGUAUUGGCGUGCACCUCGCACGCAUGGAACUGCGUUUGGCGGCUGCAAAGUUCUUUCGCGAGUGCAGGGGUGCGAGGUUGGCGUCUUCGACUACGGAUCAGAGCAUGAAGCCUAUCAAUUUCUUUCUAAUCGCACCUCAGGCACACAAGUGCGAGAUUGUCAUGUAG
This is a messenger RNA of Aureobasidium vineae, 1521 nucleotides long. The record is from the annotation of a GenBank genome assembly. Lineage: Eukaryota; Fungi; Ascomycota; Dothideomycetes; Dothideales; Saccotheciaceae.